This is a messenger RNA of Paramuricea clavata, 2249 nucleotides long. NCBI's taxonomy places the organism in Eukaryota, Metazoa, Cnidaria, Anthozoa, Malacalcyonacea, Plexauridae. The record is from the annotation of a GenBank genome assembly.
GUGUAAUGAAUCAGCUCAUAUUGUUGGGACAGGAGGUAACAUUCAAUCAGCUCCACCUGCACCCAGAGGUAAAUUUAUAUGAGGCGGCGAGUCUUUGGAUGUUAGUUUGAGGUGGUCGGCCUUUGGAUGUCCGCUUGAGGUGGUGGUUUUUUAUGUUAGUUUCAGUUGGUGGAUCUUUAAGUUGCACUUCCAUGUCAGAGGCGUGGCGGGCGGGGACUGGGGGUCCCGCCCCCUCAGAAAAUUCAUUCUAUAAAAAUAAGUGAAACCUGGCCCACCUUGAUUUUUGCUGACCCUCUCUUACCCCUGACACCCAACUCCUGUUUUACCUUCACGUUUAAGGUGCUUAACUUCAAGUAAAUAAAUCCUUAUUUUCGUAAUUUAAAUUAAGAAUAGACGAUGGUUAUUGAAUCACACAGAUUAACGGUUUGAUUAAUGAUUUUCAGUUAAAAUUCAUAACUGUUUGGCAGUAUACUCCAAAUAUGACUAGCCUGAGUCAUGCACUUCUUAGUGGCUGGAAGAUUAGUCAAGUUCGCCCUUUCAAAUUUCGGCUCUAUACUGUCUUGCUAUACGCAGGCUGCACUGAUUCUAUCGUUUCAAUUGUGUCAAUUAAUCCACGUCUCUGUUGGAUUUCGUUGCAAAAUUCUGUAAAUCAGGUGUUAAGGCCUUGUCACACUAUUGCGCAUAAGAGAAACGUGCAAUGAGAAGCGUAUGAAAAUUAAUGAAAUGAUUUUUAUACGCACAAAAAACCUUUGAAAUGCCAGCGUAUGAGUACCGUACAUCUGGCGUACCUCUAGCGUGUGCCUAGAGUAUGCUUGCACAUUCAGCGUGUGCCUAUAGAGUAUGCUUAUCGUAUGAAACGAUACGAUGAAGUAAGUUUAAAAAUAAACGUUGUCUAAGCCGAGAAAAUCAAAGCUAAAGUUUAUGUAAAUAAACAUGAUUUUUUAUCACAUAUAAAACCACGGACACGGCAGUGAUUUCUUUUGUAUCUCCUCAUGAAUUAUUAAUUAAUUAUGCUGCUAUUCAAUUAAAUCCUCAAAUUUGAUGACAGUUCAUAAGCUCUAAUUUAGAAGCACAAAAAUCACUAUAUGCACUUAUAGAAACUGUAAGAACAAUACUCACUAUUCUUGAGUUGAGAUAUACCAACUGCAGUUUUGAACGAGGUGUAUAAUCACGCGUAUUAUUUAAAGUUGGUAAGGUAUUAAUAUUUGUAAUGAGGCACUGAUCAUUAAUACUUCGUUGUUUAAUCUCAAGAAAUACUUGAACUUUUUCCUGAUGAACUUUCUAUUUCCUUUUAGAUGUUUAUACAGUAACAUCCUGGAGAAAACAACACCGAUCUGGAAAAAUGAAGUACGAAGACAACGGUCAUUUAAGAAUCAAUGUUGAUGGAGUUUACUUUGUUUACAGUCAAAUGUAUUACUUUGAUCAGAAUAACACUUAUACUGGUUUCAAUGUGUAUAUCGACAACAAGAGAAUCCUGAAAGCAAUCUACAGUAUUGUUGAUUAUCAUAAACCAUAUCAUACUCAGUUUAUCAGUGGUGUUUUCAAAAUCUACAAGGGCCAGACAAUAUGGGUAGGAAUGAAAAUUAAGAGGAAAUAUUUUUUCGACGAAAGUUCAGCUUUCUUUGGUGCAUUUAUGUUGCAUCCUUAAAUUAAUACGAUCAUUUUGGCAAAGCAUGAAAAAUCGACAAAUAAUCCUCUAAAGGUAGCAUAUGCAAAAAUUACUUACCAAUAUCGCGAUUUUAUCAAUUUAUCCCAAUGGAUUGAGUUAAAAUCACGAUACAGACCGUGCCAUCGGUUUCUGCUAUGCCUAUAUAUGAUCAUCCCUCUCGUCUUCUUUAUUAUGGUAGAUUAUGAUGGGGUCCAUGCAAUCAUUCAUGCAAUUUAUAAAGUAAUUAGUUAGAAUUUUUGAUUACAACAAUAUCAAUAGACAUUAUGCAUUCUUUUUCUAACGACUAGUAGUAUAACAUAAAAUUGUAAAUAAUUAUUGUAUAAGCAGUAUCAACUAUCAAGUAUCAUAUAUACACAAAUAAGGCAAGAAAUGUACCGAGUACUUUUAAUAGUAAUUUUUAAGUAAUUUUGUUAAUUGAAAUGUAAAUAUCAACUUCUAUUUCUUAGACUCGUUUGUAGAUACUAUAAACUAAUAAUAAAACUGUAUAACCGACACUGAAAUAAUUAGAAAAUAUUGGACUGGCCCAGUUGGAUCAUAAUCAUACAUUAGUUAAAGUUAACGACGUUUUAUACAACCGGCC